Molecule: messenger RNA, 1161 nt
Organism: Colletotrichum acutatum
Lineage: Eukaryota; Fungi; Ascomycota; Sordariomycetes; Glomerellales; Glomerellaceae
Product: G-patch domain-containing protein
Exons: 1
Coding region: 136-858 (240 amino acids)
Molecular function (GO): nucleic acid binding
Source: RefSeq, a predicted model, not a curated record
CAUCACCCUGCCCCUUCAUCUCACCAUCUCAUUGCACUGGCAGACGGCGACACUCGACAUAACUCGAAUUCUCCUCCACGAGCGCACUUGCAGAGGAACACGUGCUGACAAGUGUGCUGUGCAAGUGGUGCCGAAAUGCAGCGACGGGUGGAAGAAGACGAGGAGAAUGAAGAGGAAGAGGAUGUACCGCUUCAACAUCGAACACCCUUUGGCGCGGGAAUCAGCCGCAAGCCUAUCCAGUUCGUCAUGGCAUCAGAUCCAAGCCUUAGCACUGCCCAGGCGGUCAAGAAAACCAAAAGUGGCACUUCCGUGGGCGACUUUUACCUCAGCCUCGUGCUCGGUGACAAGAAGCAAGCGGAAGCCGAAAAGCCGUCGCCAGCAGCAGGGCAAGUAUGCGCCGUAUGCGAGUUGCCCGUGGAUAAAGACGACGCCGUAGGAGGGGUCGACGAUGACAAUAACAAAAAUCCCACGACAAGUAGACAAAAGCAGCACGAGUCUUCGAUUGCUCACCAAGUCUGCCUCACACACUCACACCCCCCAUCAGCACUAGAUCGGUCGCGCAUGGGCUUGACAUAUCUUUCGUCCCAUGGCUGGGACCCUGAUUCACGAAAGGGACUCGGUGCCGAAGCGCAAGGCAUGCAGUAUCCCUUGAAGACUCGACCAAAAGAGGAUAGAUACGGAUUGGGACUCAAGAUCCCAAAAGGCAUCCAGGGAAAGAUUGAAAAGAAGAAGCCGCAGAUGCUGGACGCGAAGCAGUGCAGGAAGAAGGCCGAUGAAGACAAGAGAAAGGCCGAGAGGUUGCGCGAGAUGUUUUACGCCAGCGAGGAUAUUGACAAAUACCUGGGGACCGGUUUAUGAGGGAAUAGGAGUCAUGUGAAGCAUUGAGAUACCCAUAAUAGAGGGCGAAUGACGAAACUUGAGCCUGUCGAAGUCCAUUUUAAUUUACAGAUAUACGGUCUUGAACCUUGGUCAAAUUAAUUUGCCUUGGACAACUAUUACAAGGCUUCAAAAUACUGCCAAAUUACCGCAGCUCACACUCGUGAUGACCAAAAACGAGCAUCACAAGGACCAAUGGCUUGGCCAUGGAGUGGAAUAAAGCUGACGAAGAGACGGGUAACAGAUUGGCUUUGAAACACACAAGGGAUUGUCUGGAGCAAACAA